AUGUCGGUCAGAAAACUUAGGGCAAGGGGCACGGGUUCGAAGCCGAAACCUGCGACGCCCAAGAAGUCUGCACCAGAGAAACCCACACCGAAGGUCCCACCUUUGAGGGUAAAGGCCGAUCUCGUUCACGAUCGUUCUACGGAUAAAGCCGAGGUGUCUUCCGACAGGUCGCUGCUGGCCAAGAGACGCAAGGAGCAAGAAUGGCAGAAGAAAGAAUUGGCUCGUCAAAACAAGGCUGUGGAGCGUCGGGCCAAGAAGAUCGCCAAUGGUGUCUUGUACAAAGGCAGAUGGAUUGAGCCUGUGGUAAAGAAACCUUUGGUUUUUAAGGUUGAGAACGGGCUUGAGGGUAGCGAAGGGUGUCCGGUCGUGAUGGAGGACGAGGAGAUGAUGGCCCAUAGGAGACAUUCGAGCCCAAGGGUGGUGAUACCUAUGAAAAGCCGCGACUAUCGAAAGCAAUUUCGAGAGCUGGAAGAGUACGAAGAUCGAGUCCCCACCCUCGCUAACGCUGUUACUACUGCCGCCAUUCCUGACCCAAUUGCAGAAAUGUUCGAAAACCACCUGUUGAACGAACAAGACGGUGUCGGAUCGCUGUGCGACUUCGUGGUCGAUGACGAUGAGGAACCAGAAUGGAUUUGA
Molecule: messenger RNA, 636 nt
Organism: Didymosphaeria variabile
Lineage: Eukaryota; Fungi; Ascomycota; Dothideomycetes; Pleosporales; Didymosphaeriaceae
Exons: 3
Coding region: 1-636 (211 amino acids)
Source: RefSeq, a predicted model, not a curated record